AUGCUGGCGUCUUUGGAACUACUAGAUCGACAUUGCCAAACCUCUUCUAUCAGUCCGCUCGCUGAGAUAUGUCCCACGAAAGCGUUCUAUCCGCUUCCCCCCAAAGAGGACGUCAUGGCGUUGCUUCAUGACUAUUUGCAAACCGUGAAUGUCCUUUGCCCGCUGUUUCAGCCCUCGGUGCUUAUGUCGAUUUUCGACUGUCAUGAUCUGGACGCUAUGUUUCAAUUUCCUAGCCGCUGGGCUUGCAUCAACGUUGUACUCGCAAUGGGACACAUUUUGCGCAUCAAGGAUCGGAGCGUGGCGCAACCAGAACACCAAAAAAGCUGGCAAUUCAUCAAAAAUGCACUGGGGGCUUUGACCGAAAUUUGUCUUGGUCCACCCGAUCUGUGGGCUAUCCAGGCGCUUAUUGGAAUGGUAUUCUUCCUCCUUGGCACUCCAAAUGCCCAGCCAUGCAGCUUUUUGAUCUCGACUGCUAUCAACCUCGCUCACCAAAUUGGACUCGAGAGGACGGAUGAAGAGCAAUCGAUAUCAGAUCCCGAAGAGCGAGAGCAACGACGAAGGAUUUUCUGGAUUGCUUACUGUAUUGAUCGAGAGAUAUCUCUUCGAUUCGGGUGUGUUCCUGCGCAGAGGGACGAAGACAUGGUGGUGAAUUUACCGACGGAUUCUCCGACUGAUGGAGUUGGCGUGGUGCCUACAAGAGAUGGACAAGACAUCUUUAAUAUAUUCCGAUCAUGUUGCGAGCUUGCCAUGAUCAAGGGCCACGUUUACAAGCGCCUCUAUUCGGCUGCGGCAACGGACAGACCUCUCGCCCAGACAGUAGCUGCUGUUGCCUCAUUAGAUGAAGAACUUCAGCGAUGGAAAAAGACCAUUCCUUCGGAAUACCAGCCAGACUCUCCGUUCCCUAUACUUUUGCCCCAGUCACCAGAGUGCGGGCUUCUCCUCAUAUCGCACUACUCCUAUUUCAACUGCGUCAUCUCAAUGCACCGACUCAUCGUCACCCGAGAACUCUUCAAGGAGAUGGACCUGAGCCAGAACAUUGGCCCCUCCACGUCACCAACUCUACCAUCCAAUGAGAGCGUAUUCAUGUCAGCGUCACUCUGCGCCCGGGCAGCGCGAGACUCGAUCCACCUGAUAAAAUACAUGCCAGAGGACAACAUCUCUAUCAUCGGAAUCCUACUUCAUUAUGCGAUGGUCGCGUCGAAAACCCUCUCCUUCGGCAUCCUGCGCAACCCCAACGAGGCUUCUCGAGUCUACGACAUGAAGCUCAUAUCCCGAGUGGAAACAUUCCUCUCAUCGCUGAUCUUAAGCACUCCUAAUGAAGGAGUAGACCGGCUAGUUCAGUACUGCGCUCAGUACCGCUCCGUCGCGGAGGCCGCAAUCAAGCAGGCCGCGAAAGACCCUCAACACUAACCGUGCAAUGUUUAUGUCUCUCCGUUUGUCAUUGAGACAUCUGUAUAGGCGUGGCAUCUAAUAACACUGGAUGUCAAGUGUCUCAUGUUGCCAUAUUCAUUCAUGGCAUAUUGGGCUGGUUGCAAUGUAUUCAUUCUUCACUUCAUAAAUUCCUGUUCUCUUUCUUCUCUUUUGGCUCCCAUACUAUUCCUUCCUUUUCUACUUCAUCCUUCUUCCCUUUUUUCUCUCCCCUUUCUCAUUGUGAAAUAACCCCAUUCAUGUAAAGAAAC
Messenger RNA from Aspergillus steynii IBT 23096, 1679 nucleotides. RefSeq names its product fungal specific transcription factor domain-containing protein. The record is from RefSeq and is a predicted model, not a curated record. Gene Ontology annotation, molecular function: DNA binding; zinc ion binding. The transcript has 4 exons. Bases 1 to 1410 code for a protein of 469 amino acids. Gene Ontology annotation, biological process: DNA-templated transcription. Lineage: Eukaryota; Fungi; Ascomycota; Eurotiomycetes; Eurotiales; Aspergillaceae.